AUGUGGCAAAAUCAAACUAUCUCUGAAUUCAUCCUUUUGGGAUUUGGAGAUCUCCCUAAGCUGCAGAUCUUUCUUUUUCUUCUGUUCUUAGUGAUCUACUUGUUAUCCAUGGCUGGAAAUCUACUCAUCAUUGUACUAGUUGCUGCUGAUAGACACCUCCACACCCCCAUGUACUUCUUCCUAGGGAACCUAUCCUUCUUGGAAUCUUGCUGCAGCUCAACCAUUCUGCCAAAGAUGCUCUCAAGUCUCUUGACUGGGGAAAAAAGUAUAUCUCUAAAAGCCUGUUUCACCCAGUUUUUCAUGUUUGCUUGCCUGGAAGGUGCUGAAUGCUAUCUCCUAGCUAUGAUGUCUUAUGACAGGUAUUUAGCAGUAUGUAAGCCACUCCAUUAUGCUACUCUUAUGAAUGGCUGGCUGAGUUUCCAAUUAGCAGCUGUCUCUUGGGUAAGUGGACUUCUGGUUAGCACAAGCUUAACUUUGACAAUGUCAUGGUUAUCCUUUUGUGGCUCUAAUGAAAUUGACCACUUUUUUUGUGAUGUUAUUCCUGACAUAAGAUAUGUUUCCUGCAGUGACACCUAUUUUCUGGAAUGGUCAUCUUUCAUAUUUUCCUGUGUAUUCACCCUCCCUCCCUUUGUCCUCACUGUGGCAUCUUAUGUUUUCAUCAUACUUUCAGUCCUCAGAAUCCCAUCCAUUACUGGGAGACAAAAGGCCUUCUCUACAUGUUCUUCUCACCUCAUUGUGGUUGGUUUGUAUUAUGGAGCUCUGAUGCUUGUCUAUAUGCUACCACGGUCCAAGAACCUAAGACAUGUGAAAAAGGUUUUCUCUCUCUUCUACACUGUUUUGACCCCGAUGGUCAAUCCUCUCAUAUACAGCCUAAGAAACAAGGAAGUGAAGGGGGCUAUGAAAAAGGGUUUCAAACGGUUUAUAAUAUAUAUGACACUAUGA
This is a messenger RNA of Hemicordylus capensis (graceful crag lizard), 942 nucleotides long. RefSeq names its product olfactory receptor 10A7-like. The transcript has a single exon. The record is from RefSeq and is a predicted model, not a curated record. Gene Ontology annotation, biological process: G protein-coupled receptor signaling pathway. NCBI's taxonomy places the organism in Eukaryota, Metazoa, Chordata, Lepidosauria, Squamata, Cordylidae. Gene Ontology annotation, cellular component: membrane. Bases 1 to 942 code for a protein of 313 amino acids. Gene Ontology annotation, molecular function: olfactory receptor activity; G protein-coupled receptor activity.